CCACUCUCGUUCCGUGGAUAUUUCUCUCUCUCUCUCUCUCGAUGCGACUGUGGAAAUGAUGAAUUCCAUGGCAACGGCUGCUGCUACCCCUUCUCCUUCUCCUUCUCCUUCUUCCCCCUCUCAAUGCGUCAAGUUCAGGACGCCUCUUCCCCCUCCGAAAUCCUCGAGAUCGCCGCCGCCGCCGCCGCCGCCGCAGCACCACCGAUCCUGCUGCCGCCGCCGCCGUGGUCGCGUGAUUUGCUGCGCCGGGCGGAGCCCUCGGUUUGUGGCCGGCGACCUCAAGUUCGCGUUGCACGACGCUUUGGACUCGUUGGGCGUCGAGACGACCCACGCCAAAGAGGCAAGGAAGGAAUUCCGCUCGCAGAUUGGAAAAUUUUCUGAUAUAGAGAGAGAAACCAGCAUUAGCAUCAACAGAGGUGUUGAUUUGGGGAAAACUGCUCUCUAUAUAGCGGCGGAGGAUGAUUCCCUUGUUUCUCACUCUUCAGUACCUCUCCCUGUGGAGGCAUUUAUUCAAAGAUUGGAUGACCUCUCGAUGGGAUACUGCUCGCACUACAAUUCUCGGUUCAAGUCAUCACCACAGACUUUUUUGGAUAGCUUAGAUAAGUAUUUAUACAGCAGGAAGGGAUUUCGCAGAAGCAGUGCCAGGAGUCUGCUAGAUUUUCGAUCUCUGUAUCUUCAUUCGGUUUUAACGCACCGCUCAGGGUCAGCUGCAAUGCUUUCCCUUAUCUAUUCAGAAAGCUUAAAAAUGCUCAGACUUUGGGGUCUGCUGAAUUUUGAUGUGGAAAUAUUCUUUCCACAUGAUCUUGAGGGUCUUCCAAGAGGCUAUGAUAAACAGCAAAGCAAAGAGUCUGAUCAACCACACAUAAUGACUUCACAAGCCCUACUUGUGCAGAUUUUGAGAGAUUUAAAGGGUGCUUUCUGGCCAUUUCAACACAACCGUAAUGAGAGUCUAUUCUUAAGGGCUGCACAAGCUGCUAAUUGUUCCGACAGAUCCAACGUUAGUGAAGAAAGUGGCUUUCAGCUUGCAUCUACCAAGGCAGCUCAAUACAGAUUGGAUCGCGGAGUUUGGACUACUGUUCGUCUUGGGGAUAUGAGGCGUGCAUUAGCCGCAUGUGAGCGUCUUAUUCUUCUUGAGUUUGAUCCAAAGGAACUAAGAGACUACAGCAUUCUUCUCUAUCACUGUGGUCUAUACGAGCAAUCUCUGGAAUUUCUCAAGUUGUACAAGGAGACAAAGAAUUCCUCUUUAAAAGACAUACCAAGUGAUCCAUCCACCAUAAUGGAGGAUGAUGCUGAAGAGAAACUCAUGGUACGCCUCGAUCUCAUAUUGAUGGAGGACGGCUGGGGAAGGCCAACACAAGCUAGGAAUUUUCUCAGUAACAAUUCUGAACCAUGGUGAAGUCUCAUCUAUAGUGUUAGAGGACAGUUACAAUGGAAGCUGCUUCUGUCACCAUUUAGGUUUGUGAAUGAUUAAACUAGAAUGAACCCCCAGGAACAACUGACUAGAGUCGAACAUGCAACCACAAGGAUUGGAAGGACUGUUAGCAUUGUAGUCUUUGGGGAAGAGGAGCGAGGUCAAGGGGACUGAGAACUCUUUGUUUAAGCUGGAAUUGAUGCUUUUGAACUAAUUUUUGGAGCAUGGUUCUUUGGGUCGAGCAAAAUUGACUCAAUCAUCAAGUGAAUCGCAUGAAAUUCAGGUCCAAAAAGGAUCGUUCAGCCUGGUGGAAAAGCUCAAAAAGCUUCCUUUUGAUGUACCUUGCUGUGGAUUGUGUGCGCUUCACGUCAUUGGCAACUCUUGUAAAUUUUGGUAAAUCGUUCUGUAUAUUCCAAGUAAUCUCUAUGGCAACGAUUACAUCAGUA
This is a messenger RNA of Syzygium oleosum, 1857 nucleotides long. RefSeq lists its product as uncharacterized. The transcript has 8 exons. The coding region runs from base 56 to 1396 and encodes 446 amino acids. Lineage: Eukaryota; Viridiplantae; Streptophyta; Magnoliopsida; Myrtales; Myrtaceae. The record is from RefSeq and is a predicted model, not a curated record.